UCCAAAAGGAAAAUGGGACCAGAGGAGAAAAUACAGGAGUUAAUAUCAGAAAGCAUUUUCCUGGAAGCCAGACUAAAAGAAGCAGCAAAUCCAAAUGAGGUAGAUAAAUUAGUUUAUGAUCACAUUGAAAAAUAUGAAAAAUAUUUUGUUGCGCCUGACUUUGUUGAAGGACUACAUUGGUUAAAUACUUCGAAGCCACUUUCCAUACAUGGGGAUUUGCAUGGUAAGGUCACUGUUUUGGACUUUUGGACCUACUGUUGCAUCAACUGCAUGCACAUUCUCCCAGACCUACAUCAGUUAGAGAGUCAUCAUUCGAUCCAAGAUGGUCUUGUCAUCAUCGGGGUUCAUUCAGCAAAGUUUGAUAACGAGAAGCACGCUGACAACAUCGCGAGUGCCGUCGUCCGCUACGGAAUUUCUCACGCCGUCGUGAACGAUCCGGAAUUGACCAUGUGGAACGCGCUGCACGUCUGCGCGUGGCCGACCGUCGCGAUUCUCGGACCGGACGGGCAGCUGCUGCUCGUGAUGAUGGGAGAGGGUCACGCACAGACGAUGCUUCACUUCACGGGGGCGACGCUCUCAUACUUCCGCCGACGCGGCCGCAUCUCCAGCCACGACAUCGACUCGAAGCUCUUGCGAGAUAGUCUAUUCGAGGCGGAGUUGCUCUUUCCGGGGAAGGUGGCCGUCGAUUCUAGCGGGGCGCGUCUGGCGAUCUCGGACACCGGACACAACCGUGUCGUCGUUGUCGACAGGAAGGGUGUCGUCGUUCACUGCGUCGGCGGGAGAAAAUCGGGAUUCAGAGACGGGAGUUCUGCCGAAGCGAGACUGAAUGCGCCGCAGGGUCUGUGCUGGUCGGACGACUGCCUUUACGUGGCCGACACUGAGAAUCACGCCGUACGACACAUCGACCUGCGAGCCGGCGCGGUGACAACCGUAGCGGGAACCGGGCAGAUGGGGCACGACAGGGAGGGCGGGAAGCAGGGACGUGAGCAGCCGAUCAGCUCGCCCUGGGAUGUUUGCCUCGGGUGUUCCCCCGGAGCCGACGCUAGGAACGUGCUGUUCAUUGCUGCGGCGGGAACCCAUCAGAUCUGGGCGCUAUUCCUGACUGACGCCACCUGGUGGAAGAAUAGGGCCGUGCUGUCUGGUACGUGCGUGGCGAUUGCCGGGAGCGGAGCCGAAGAGAAUCGGAACAACAGCUAUGCGCACAGGGCCGGCUUCGCUCAGCCAUCUGGACUCUCGCUCGACGAAGACGGUAGCUCGCUCUAUAUCGCAGACAGCGAGAGCUCGAGCAUCCGGCGGCUGUCUUUGCUAGAUGGCGCCGUGUCGGGCGUCGUCGGAGGCGCAAAGAACCCUCGCAAUCUGUUUGCGUUUGGAGAUGUGGACGGCGUCGGCAUGGACGCGAAGCUCCAGCAUGCACUCGGGGUCGCCUUGAACCCCGUCAAUGGGAACGUCUACGUCGCCGACUCGUACAAUCACAAGAUAAAGUUCAUAGAUCUCGCGACGCGGCGCUGCAGCAUGCUGUGUGGGGCGGGUACGCCGGGCAACAGCACCGGCACCUACGCGGAGACAUCGUUCAGCGAACCGGGGGGCCUCGCUAGCGCCCCCUGCGGUGAGCUGCUGUACGUCGCCGACACAAACAACAAUUGCGUAAAGCUCGUCAACCUGAGAGAGAAAACCGUGCGGCAGUUCAACGUCACGAGCGCUGCUAGCGUAGCUGUCAAAGAGGUUACCUCUGCUCUCAGUUCUGCUAGUGUAACCACGUCAGAGGCUGCUUCAGCUUCAUCGGGAGACAGUGGCACCAUGACAGCUGCCGUGGACGAACAAGUGAGCAUCAGUAUGUCACCCAAUUCCAGACUCACGGUUCACAUUCGAUUGGAUGCUCCCACGGGCAGUGCAGUUGCCCUCACAGAGGGCGCUCCCAGUCGAUGGAAGGUCACCCUGCCAGACGAUGCGACCGUCGUCGUGGGAGACCAGAGCCAGUUGCACGGCAACUUGCGCAGUGUCGAGGCGAUGCCCCGCAUCGCUCUCACGGUGGCUCCGUGUGCUGAGGAGAGCACGUUCAUAGACGUAGAGUGCACAGCGUAUGUGUGCAGCGGCUCCCUGUGUUCAGUGAAGUCAAGGUCAUGGCACAUCGCUGUGAAGGUCGACCCCGGUAGCGGUGUAUGCGAAAAAGACGUUCGUUUAGUUCUUCGCCUGUGAAACCCUAGCAUUGAUCUUACAUUCUACACUGUAUGCCGGCUGUGAUACAAACUGGUCUCACAUUGUGUACUACUACUGUAGGACCGAGUGACGUAAUAUUAUGUGUCACUUGAUGUGGCAUCCAGAGUUUUGUUUAAAUCAGGGAAUAGCUAGUGCAUUUAGUGAUGCUUGUUUUAUAAUUGAAAAAGUAAAAAUAUUAUGCCUUACUAGUUACUAGUGUUAAACUACAUAUAUUAACAAGAAUGUCGUAAUUUAAAACACAUUAUAUUUUCAAAUGUAUUUCACUAUAGUUUAUAGAAAUAAAGAUAAAUGCUUAUAUCUAAU
Messenger RNA from Priapulus caudatus, 2520 nucleotides. Its product is annotated as NHL repeat-containing protein 2-like. Lineage: Eukaryota; Metazoa; Priapulida; Priapulimorpha; Priapulimorphida; Priapulidae. The transcript has a single exon. Bases 13 to 2196 code for a protein of 727 amino acids. The record is from RefSeq and is a predicted model, not a curated record. Gene Ontology annotation, molecular function: protein binding.